AUGAAUAUAGUUGCUCUAUUAGGCGUGGUGCUACUUGCCACGGUAUCGUUGGCUGAGAAGAAGAAUCAAAGGUGUACUGUUUCUGUGACCACUGCCAGUGGCACUAGGGCUCGAGCGGGGCCAUACUGUACGGGAGAGUUGAUUUUUGAGGACAACUUUAACACUCUCGACUUCGAAACGUGGGAACAUGAGAAUACCCUCAGCGGUGGUGGAAACUGGGAGUUUCAAUGGUAUCUGAAUCAUCGAUCGAACUCUUACUGUGAAAAUGGUAUCUUCUACAUUCGUCCCACUCUGCUUUCGGACGACACUGGAGAGGCGUUCCUGAGCAGCGGCACGUUGAACAUCCACGGUGGCCAACCGGCCGAUCAGUGCACGAAUCCUCAAAAUUGGGGCUGCGAACGCACCGGUUCCCCAACGAACAUCAUCAAUCCGAUCAAGAGUGCUCGCGUUAGGACGGUCGACUCGUUCAAUUUCAAGUACGGAACGAUGGAAGUCCGUGCCCGCAUGCCAACCGGCGACUGGCUGUGGCCUGCCGUGUGGUUGCUUCCCAAACGACAGGUCUACGGAACGUGGCCCGCUUCGGGAGAGAUCGAUCUGCUGGAGUCACGUGGUAAUUUGGAGUACGUUUCGAACGGAGUCAAUAUCGGUGCGGAACAGUUCGGCUCCACGCUACACUUUGGACCAUCUCCGACCCUCAACGGGUGGGAAACGACCGUGGCAUACAGAAACACUCCCGCUGGGCAGGGCUGGAACACGGGAUUCCACAACUACCAGAUGACCUGGACACCGGACUACAUUCGAUUCUCGGUCGACAACCAGCUGGUGCGUCAAAUCGACGCCGGAACGGGCUUCUGGAACCGUGGAAACUUCGGUAACAUCUCUCCCGGCACGGAAAACCCCUGGAUUCACGGUACGCGCAUGGCACCGUUCGAUCAGGAGUUCUACAUUAUCAUGAAUCUAGCCGUCGGUGGCACGAACGGAUACUUCCCGGAUGUCCCUCCGGCAAGCAACGGCCCGCGGGGAAAACCAUGGACGAAUAACUCACCGACGGCAGCCCGAGAUUUCUGGAACGCACGCAACUCCUGGCUUCCGAUCUGGCGAAUGACCGAAAAUCGGGGCAAGCAAUCUUCACUGCAGAUCGAUUACGUUCGCGUCUGGUGGAGUGACAAAAUGGGAUUCUUCGAUCGUAGAACGAUCCCGCUGUUGCUGAUCAUAGUGGGACUGUCGGCGGCCCUGAUUGCCGUGUGCAUCGAUGCGUACGCCGGGGACGACGAUGAGCCAAGGCCGGCGGUUCCGGACGAUGAGCGGCCGUUGGAUUGUGAGCGUGCGUCGGUUACGACGGCCAGUGGGAAGCUGGUGAAGCGAAGUGCAUACUGUCCCGGUGAGCUGAUCUUCGAGGACAAUUUCGAUCGGUUGGAUCUGGAGAAAUGGGAACACGAGCAUACGCUCGGUGGUGGCGGUAACUGGGAGUUUCAAUAUUACCUCAACAGUCGGCGGAAUUCGUUUGUCAAGGAAGGAAUCUUCCACAUUCGCCCAACGCUGCUCGCUGAUGAAACUGGCGAAGGAUUUCUUUCAAGUGGCUUGUUGAAAAUUCACGGCGGAACCCCUUACGAUUACUGCACCAAUCCAGCUGACUUUGGCUGCGAACGUCAGGGAAAUCCGGAGAACUACAUCAACCCCAUCAAGAGUGCCCGCGUGCGAACGGUCAAUUCGUUCAACUUCAAGUAUGGCAAGGUGGAGAUCCGCGCAAAACUCCCCACAGGUGACUGGCUGUGGCCGGCACUGUGGCUUAUGCCGAAGCUCAAUCAGUACGGCACAUGGCCCGCUUCGGGAGAGAUCGAUCUGAUGGAAAGUCGCGGCAAUCUGGACUACAGCAUCAACGGGGACAAGCUCGGUGUGGAGCACACCGGUUCGACGCUUCACUUCGGUCCCUACGCGGGCCUGAAUGGGUACGAAAUGGCUACCGCGUCGAAGGUAACACCGCCCGGGCAGGGCUACAAUAAGGAUUUCCAUCGGUACCAGCUGGAGUGGACACCGGAGUUCCUGAAGUUCAGCGUGGACGAUGAGCAGGUGCUCAUGGUGAACGGUAACUUCUGGGAGCUAGGUCAGUUCCAGCAGCGCGACCCGAAUGCAUCGAAUCCGUGGGUUUCCGGCGGAAAGAUGGCACCGUUCGAUCAGGAGUUUUACAUCCUCAUGAAUCUGGCCGUCGGUGGUACGAACGGUUACUUCCCCGAUACCCCGCCGGCCGUGAAUGCGAACGGUAACAAACCGUGGAUCAAUAACUCGCCGACGGCAGCGCGUGAUUUCUGGAACGCACGCUCCAACUGGUUGCCGACGUGGAAGCUGGAGGAGAACGAAAGCGUCGAGGCGUCCCUACUGGUUGACUAUGUGCGUGUUUGGGCGUUGUAG
This is a messenger RNA of Anopheles coustani, 2409 nucleotides long. RefSeq lists its product as uncharacterized. The record is from RefSeq and is a predicted model, not a curated record. Gene Ontology annotation, molecular function: hydrolase activity, hydrolyzing O-glycosyl compounds. Gene Ontology annotation, biological process: carbohydrate metabolic process. Bases 1 to 2409 code for a protein of 802 amino acids. The transcript is spliced from 5 exons. Lineage: Eukaryota; Metazoa; Arthropoda; Insecta; Diptera; Culicidae.